AUCAUCAGCGGUUGGGUUGGGUCGAAGAUCUUAAGGCCAAUCUAAUAUGUGUGUCUACCUACAGCUGCUCGGGUGCAUGUGAACGCUCUAGUUAAGCGAUUGUUCGAAGGUGCUAUAAAACCACCAUUCGAAGAUCCUCCCGGUCCAGUCGGGUUGUUUGCGCUUCAACACGUAGCAGUACACAGGAACACGUAGUCGUACGUCGACCAUAAUGUCGCUGGAAACGGUUAUCGAAAAGGUGAAGGCUCGGGUUGCUGCCGUUGAUCCGAACGGACCACGAAAGGUGCUGGGAGUGUUCCAGUUUAACAUCAAAACUGCAUCCGGUGUGGAACAGUACGUGAUCGAUCUGAAGCAGUUGAAGGUGGAGAAAGGUACGACGACGACACCGGACGUGACCGUUACACUCACGGUGGAAGACCUGAUUGCGGUCAGUGCCCGUACGCUAUCCGUGGGCGAUGCGCUAACACAGGGAAAACUUGAGAUUCAGGGAGAUGCCACGUUGGCCGCCAAGUUAGCCGAAGUCAUCUAGACGAUGGGAACGCCCUUAAUCUCUGAUGUGAUUUAAAGACCUACGCUUCGACUCCUUCACCCGACUUUGGUUACUUUUCAUGGAUUUAUAUGAGUUUUUUUUUAAAUAAACCAUAACAAAAAUUUCACCAAA
Anopheles funestus (African malaria mosquito) is the source of this 661-nucleotide messenger RNA. RefSeq lists its product as uncharacterized. The record is from RefSeq and is a predicted model, not a curated record. The coding region runs from base 212 to 529 and encodes 105 amino acids. Gene Ontology annotation, cellular component: cytosol. NCBI's taxonomy places the organism in Eukaryota, Metazoa, Arthropoda, Insecta, Diptera, Culicidae. The transcript is spliced from 2 exons.